Molecule: messenger RNA, 1941 nt
Organism: Aureobasidium namibiae CBS 147.97
Lineage: Eukaryota; Fungi; Ascomycota; Dothideomycetes; Dothideales; Saccotheciaceae
Exons: 3
Biological process (GO): regulation of transcription by RNA polymerase II; cell differentiation
Molecular function (GO): DNA-binding transcription factor activity, RNA polymerase II-specific; RNA polymerase II cis-regulatory region sequence-specific DNA binding
Source: RefSeq, a predicted model, not a curated record
GGCACUCCCUCGCCCGCGACUCCCCUGACUGCAAACGGCUCUUCCUCAAGGAGGCCGCCGCGCAAGAGCACCCUCACCCAACAACAAAAGAACCAGAAGAGACAACGCGCUACCCAGGAUCAGCUCAUCACUCUGGAAAUAGAGUUCAACAAGAACCCCACCCCUACUGCCGCUGUCCGUGAAAGGAUUGCAGACGAGAUCAACAUGACCGAGAGAUCAGUCCAGAUCUGGUUCCAGAACAGACGCGCUAAGAUCAAGAACAUCGCGAGAAAGAGCAUCGAAAACGGCGAAGACUGCGAGAGCAUCCCCGAAUCAAUGCGCCGCCAUCUUGCCAUGCAAGCACUCGAGUCUGGCAAAGGAUUCUUCCCCAAUCUGAUGGGUCCUGGUGGCAACGGAUACGCAUACACUCCUGGCACCAUGAGCCUCAACGCCGAAGCAGGUUCCGGAAAAGUUGUUAUCCAACACUUUGCAUGCCGCUCGCUCUCGAUCGGAUCCUGGCGCAGAGUCGGCCAGAGUCAAAUGGACCUGAUCAUCUUCUACUCGCCUGAAAAAGCUUGUGUCACAUACUACAUCAACAACGAUUCAGCUGGCUACAAGAUCGAAUACCCAUUCGCUUGGAUCAAGAACAUCAACCUUGUUCAAGGCGAGGUCACAACUGCCGCAGAGGGCGCUUCGCAAAGGCUAGGCGCACUGGUGGUCGAGUUGGUUCGUCCUCCUAAGUUCUACAUGGACAGCUCGGGUAGCGGUGGCUUCUACGAAUGUGGUGAUUUCACCGAGGACCAGCAAGCUAGCAAAGUCAUGGUUCACCAGCUUGGUGGCCCCUCCAAGGCUCUCAGCGGUCAAUUGGCCAAGCUCGUGUCUCUGGACUCUUUCCAGAACCGUCACACUAUGCUCGACCCCACACACUUUGCCAUGGCUGCUGCUUCGGCUCCCGUCUCACCUGUCAACUUCAGACCUGCUAGUCAGCCCAACCACUUGGUACACCCUCAUUCGGGCGUCUUCCAGGAUUCUGCCAUGGGUCUCAUGGGUCCUCCUGCCCCUCGUGGUCACAAGAGACAACGCAGUCGUUCCGUACCUGCUGCUAUUGAUCUCUCCCUGCUCAGAAAUAACCCUAUGCCUUCAUUCCUCAUCCAGCACGAGUCUAACGCUCCUGCUCAGCCUCUGCAGGACAAUGCCAUCUUCGCUCCCCAGCCUCAACAUCACCACGGAUUCUCCACAGGCAUGGGCCCUAACAGCCUCAGCAUUGAUACUUCUGCUGGUUAUGGCAUGGACUUCAGACAGUUUGCCGGUCCUAUGUCUGCUACUACCCUUAAUUCUCCUAGCGACUUCGGCACUCCUGGAUUCUUCAAUCCCGGUCCUACCAGUGACAUGAUGGCUCACUCCAACCUCAACACCCCUUACUCCGGCUCAUUCCUCUCUGUUGACCCAUCUGCUAUGAUUGGCACAAGCAACACACCAGUUUCUUGCCUUAGUGGAGGCGAUCCUGUUAUUGCAGAUCAAUCGCCGCCACUCAACGGUCUUGGCCGCAGUCAGUCAGACGACAUCUUCAGCACACCCGGAGGUGACAACGGCUUGAACGACGAUGCCCUUUGCCUCUCAUCCGAUGUGUAUAACAAGUCCAUUGGUAUGAGCUUCCACAGCCCUCUGCCUGACGAGCACAUGGGUUUCGACUCGUCACUCUCAGACGCUCACUACGACUACAACUCGCCAAUUCCUGCAAACAAGAUGAACCUGCCUUUCCGCAUGCCCAACGAGACACCUAUGCACCAACAGUCGCCUAAUCUAGCGCAGAUGGCCAUGCAUCAAGACUCUGCCAUUGCCUUCCAGUCGCCUACUCACAUGGGUCAUGGUGACCACGGUCACAACCUUUACCAGACCCCUAAGGUCAACGGUACUGGCAUGUUCCAGGACAACAAGAUGUACCAAUCGCCCGCUCAGAUG